Arabidopsis thaliana (thale cress) is the source of this 1234-nucleotide messenger RNA. Its product is annotated as cysteine-rich repeat secretory protein, putative (DUF26). The coding region runs from base 161 to 928 and encodes 255 amino acids. Lineage: Eukaryota; Viridiplantae; Streptophyta; Magnoliopsida; Brassicales; Brassicaceae. The record is from RefSeq and is marked reviewed. The transcript has 2 exons. Gene Ontology annotation, cellular component: extracellular region.
AUCGAAUUUGUAUACUAAUAGUUAUCAAAUUAUUAAAAAAGUAUCAGCUCCACUUAAGAUCCAAAUCCCUCAUCAUCAACUCUCCUAUAUAAACAUUCGAACUCCUGACAAUUCAUCUCAUAAAAAGGUUAUAAAAAAAAAAGGAAAGAAAACCCAAACAAUGUCUUCAAAUAUAUUGGCCAUGGUGGCCAUGCAACUCCUCCUUAUACGCAUAGUUUCUUCCCAAAACGUUACGAAUGAGUAUUUGAACCACCAAUGCAACAACACACAAGGGACAUACACGCGGGGUAGUACGUUUGAGAAGAAUCUCAACCAAGUCAUCCGUAACAUCUCUCACCUCCAUCUUCGCUACGGUUACACCUACAACUCCAAUGUUGAGGCUUACGAAGUUAGUAAAGAUCCCAACAUUGUCUUCGUUUUGCUCCAGUGUCGUGGUGACUCUUACGGGUCCAAGUGCCACUCCUGCCUCCACACAGCCUUCUCUGGGCUUCGUGAGAGAUGUCGGGGAAACAAAGGAGCAAUAAUAUGGUACGACCAAUGUGUUUUGGAGAUUUCUUCCGUGAAUACCAAGGGGAGGAUUCGUUACGAUAGUUUUUUCAAUAUGACCAACGUGAAGAAUGUGAGCAGCAAUGCGGAGCAGUUUAAAAAUAAAAGGAAGGAUCUCUUCCACAAGCUAUUGUUGGGAGCCACCAAGGAUGUAAGCGACAGCAAUGAUGCGUACGCAGUGGGGGAGACGAGGAUAGGAAGAAAUAAGAUGUAUGCAAUGAUGCAGUGUGCACUAGACUUAACGACGAAUGGAUGCUAUGUGUGUCUAGAAUGGAUUAUAGGCAGGUAUGAUAGCUUCUACUUUGACCGUAGACAAGGAACGAGAGUUUUGAGUAGGAGUUGUAGCUUAAGAUAUGAGCUUUACCCUUUUCUUAGGAGGUAAAAGACUUUUAGAUGCAUGAGAGCUCCAUUUCUCUCUACCGGACCUCUCAAGUUUACUUGUUUGAUUUUCUCUUUUCUUAAAGAGAUAGAAAACACUCAGCAAAAAUAGUAUGGUAUGGAGACUUCUUCAAACAAUUAUUUACGUCGUAUAUGUUUUAUGUUGUUUUAUAUAUAUAUAUAUAUAUAUAUAGCUUUUAUGUAAUUGUCAAUUUCAUCAUGAUCCUGUUCAAUGAUCAAUUAUAGAUGAUAGUGGAUAGAAAAAUAACAUUGUUGAAAUGAGGCUGAGUUGUUAAUUUUUUUUUUUUUU